AUGGCUAGGUCUCUGAUCGAUAAGCACCCGCUUCAGUGGAUGUCGAGUCCUUCAAGGGGGUUCAAUGAAGCAUACGGCUGGCAUUUCCAAUUUCUGACAGUGAUUGGCCUGUCGUUAUCAACACUCACAUUCGCCGUUGCACUAUUAGCCGAUAUUACCUCGUCCCGGCGACUGUUCCUAAUCAAGAACAUCCUAUCAGUAUGCAGUGCCCCCCUUGAGGUUGUCAUCAGUGUCUUGUAUUGGGGUCUUCGCGUUAUUGAUGAGCGAUUGGUGAUCCCCCCGGACAUUUUUAUCCCCAUUCACGCCGGUAUGUGUAUUAAAAUUACCUUUGGUCAGGAUACCCCUGAUAACAAAAUGAUAGACAUUAGCUUCCACGCCACACCGUCCGUGGUGAUGUUGAUUGACCUGCUGCUCCUGUCCCCGCCAUGGACAAUCACUGCACUCCCGGCACUGGCUUUGUCUGGCACCAUCGCCUUUGGCUACUGGUUCUGGAUUGAGCAAUGCUUCUCUCAAAAUGGAUGGUUUGUGUAUGAUCCAGCACUUCCGGCGUCAUCGACUGACUCAUCUAGGUAUCCAUAUCCUAUCUUUGAAGCACUGCCCACGUCAGGUCGUAUUGGCCUCUUCACUCUCAGCGCCGUUGUGAUGGCAAUGAGCACCAUCACUCUCAAGUGGCUUCAUGGACGCGUCAAUGGAUUUGGUAGCCCCCUGAAGCCGGAAUCACGUUCUGGUGAUAUCAAGCGAAAGGACGGACUCUAG
Penicillium coprophilum is the source of this 756-nucleotide messenger RNA. RefSeq lists its product as uncharacterized. The coding region runs from base 1 to 756 and encodes 251 amino acids. Gene Ontology annotation, cellular component: endomembrane system; membrane. The transcript is spliced from 3 exons. The record is from RefSeq and is a predicted model, not a curated record. Lineage: Eukaryota; Fungi; Ascomycota; Eurotiomycetes; Eurotiales; Aspergillaceae.